Molecule: messenger RNA, 3308 nt
Organism: Spirodela intermedia
Lineage: Eukaryota; Viridiplantae; Streptophyta; Magnoliopsida; Alismatales; Araceae
Source: the annotation of a GenBank genome assembly
AUGGAGGGUGGGGGUGAAGGUGGACAGGAGAGGGCGGCGGACUCCAAGGACCUUCAGCAGCAAAGCAAAGCCCUCGACAAGCUCACGGACAGGGUGGAGGACCGCCAGCUUGACUCUAUUCGAGUCCAGGAGGUCUGCUCAUACUCAUUCAUUCCAGUUCCAAAUUCGUGGCGAAGUUCUAGUGCCGGACUCGGUUCGCUCUUCGUUUUCUUUGCCUAAGACCUUCCUUUCUGUUACCUAUUUUCCAUCAUUGAUGUUUCGUUCCCAACUGAUAAAGGCUAUUUUUUUCUUUGGCGAUUAUCCUCUCCUUAAAUAAACCUGAUUGUCUCACUUUCCCCAUAACCCAUGAUUGAUAUAUUUAUAUACAUAUGUAUUCCUUCACUGUUCAUUAAUAGAAGGUUUUUAUCGAUCUGCUGAAGAGUCCAUAUUCUGUCCAAGAUCUUCAGCUUGUUUUGAUUCAUUUCAUGCUUAAAAUAUGCAGGCAAUGGCAUCUCUCGCUUCGUCUUCAGAAGCUGACAGGAAUGCGAUGAGACUGAGGUUGAGUUUCAUAGAAUCUGCUUCAAUUAUUUACUUUUUUUCUGGAGAUUUUAUUUGUAAUCAGCUGGCCAAUGGUUACCUUAUUUCUACAUUUUUAAUUGACCUGUGUAGGGCACUAUGGUUUCAAUUCUCACUUCUGAUUCCUCGUGUUACACUGUGGACUUCGCCAACUUCAUGCUUGUUCACUGCCCUCAUAUUCAUGACCAAUUAGCUGAUCAGAUCUCAAUCCGGGCCAUUGAUUUUUUUUUUCUUUUUAGAAUGCUUUAUUGGCAUGACCCAAUCAUCGUCACAUAGGCUGCAAGGCAUGUUAGGAGACAAUACUUGAUGUCUAGGUGGAAAAGCUUAACCCUUGAAUGGCAUUGUAGCCUAUUUUUUAGCACUGAGUACUAUGUCAGAAGCCUAUAUUCUACUGAGGUAAAUGGCCAUUCUUUGUUCUAUUUCCAUAUUUCUUAUGGAAUAUUGUAUAAAAAUAAGUUUUCACACUGUAUUUCAGAUUUUUCUUGACAUCUUGGAAUUUUAAGUUCAGGGAGUUGGCUUUAGCAUUGGCAGCCGUUCACCUUCAGUUUUUUUAAAAGAACAGUUAUAUUUUAAAAAAAAACUGUUGGGUUGUUUGCAUAUUUCAAUAUUUGUGAAAAAGCAAGUGAGGAAAUAUCAUGUGGAUUGGAAAAUGUCCUGAUUCCUAUGCCAAUUAGUUUUCAUCUUCUUGUUGUGGUUAUUUUAUGUGCCAGAAAUUUUAUUUACUUCGUUGGGAUUAUGUCAAAAAAAUAACUUAGGAUUGAGAUAUAAUGUGUCAAUCGCCCCUGAAGGAUGUUCUAAGACAUGGAAAGCUAUCUGUGAAGAAAAUGGCAACGGAAAUCAUCACCACAAAUGGAUCACUGAAAAUAGCAUAAUGUCUAAUGGUAGCAUGAUCACUUCAUUCUUUGGGCCCCCACACACUAUCCAUAUUCACGUCAAGGAUCUCAUAAUCCAACAAUGUAGGGGAUGAUUUUACAUUUUUCAAGAAAUUAGCGUCACAGGAUUUUCCAUUAGGGCUUAAAUAUUGUAAUACCCAACGGACUGCCUCAUAUAUCAUCUGGAUGCCAUGAAGAAUAAUCAUGGCAAAGGCAAUGCGAAAGGUUUUCCAUAUAGAUUCACGAAGAGGAUUCAUUUAUUUCCUCAAUUCGCUCAUGUGAGUGAAUUUUCAUGAUUAUAUUUUGCUAAAUUAGCUUUCGGUAGAAUGAAUUAGCAUCAGCUAUAUAGCAGAUACUUGUGUGCAAGAAUGCUCAUCAGAUGCCAUCUUUUCUUGCCUAGGAGGCAGUAAUUCAGUGGCUCACUGCGUUGCUUGCCCCAGUUAGUUCGAUGAUUUUAGUUUUACUGGAUUGAAUAUUCCUCUCAUUCUUAUUCUCAUUCACCCUGAUGUAAAGUAAAGGGCCUGCUCAUCACAGUAUGUGGAAGAAAAUGGUAUCCUUAAAAAUACUGUACAAAAUAAGUGGUCAGUAGUGGAAGUCAACGCAUAAUUCUUGAGGGCUUCAUUACCACCUAGUCGAUUGCUUGUGGGAACUAACUGCGCUCAAACCAGUGGGAACCAUGGAAGAAGCUUUGGGGUUAGUAGGAACGCCAUGGCUUGUGAAGUCGACCAAUGAUGCAUCUCAGUCUUCUGAAAGUCAAUCCAGUCAUUCCUCCGAUAUGAUGGUCUCCAGUCCGUAAUCCUCAUGGGCUCAACCCAGCUGAUUUAAACAUAAAUCUUGCCUCGCUCAACUAGUUUCAACAGGUUCUUAUGCUCUGCCGAUCUAGCCGAGCUUCCAAGUGCCUAUAUAAAUAGUCCAUAAUCGCUCAAUUGUGGAUUGAUCACUUCACCUUUAAAACCUCAUCAAGUAGUGGGAGAAACGAGGUAGAAAUCGAUGUGGGUACAUAAAAAUAGGGUGUAAAAGUCUUGCUGAUGCCCUUUUUGUGCGUCUUAUGCGUUGAUAACCCUAGAAGAAAAUCUUGAUCACUUUGACUAUGAUAAUUUCUCAUUUCGAAAUAAGGAUUCUAUUAUUCUUAGUGUUAGUGAGAUAACAUAUAGGCAUUAGUAAAAAAACCCAGGGAUUUCUAGUCUAUUCUAUUCUAAGAUUUUUUUUUGAAUAAAAUUCAGGUAUAGGAUUAUUGUGGCUAUUGACUCAAUACGAAUAUGUAAAAAAAAAUCUAAUACAUCGAACGAUUUUAUUCUCUCUUCUCUUCUUGCCCAAUCCUAGAUUUUGGGCCCUGAUGAUCCUAGAAUAAUUUCAGGAGUUGGGUCCUGGGAAUUUCCAGGAAUUUUCUCCUAUGGUUCUCCAUUGCAUUGAAAUAAAGAUUUUUUUGGAUGAAAAGUUGAAUCUUGGAAGAUAUUAUGUCUUUAACUAGUUUGGAUGGAUGAAUCAUCGGAUGCUAUUAUAGCAGAAUUUCAGAAACUUUCCUGUUAAAAAUGAUGAUGAACUGUUCGAAGUCGAGAAAACCAUUGUCUUUGUUGAACAAUAUAAAACCGGUCAAUGGCGCAUGGUGCAGGGAGAAGGAGCUGGCAGCCGUCAAGAUCAACCCUGCUGACAUUGAUAUCAUCGCUAAUGAGCUCGAGGUCGGUUGGUGCUUCUCAUCAUUCAGCAAGAGACCUACCAAAUUUGGGGGCGAUGAUUGAAGUUCAUAAUAUAGAUAUAUAUAUAUAUAUUAUAUUUUCUGAACAUACGCAGCUGGACAAGAAGGUUGCCGAGACAACCUUGCGCGAGCACAAAGGCGAUGCCAUCGCCGCCGUUCGCCACCUGCUUCGGACGGAGACAUAA